GUGAUUAUGGAACAUGGUUUUCCGUCUAUGAAGUCGAUCAAAUCAUUGAAGUCACUUGUUAGGAAAAGAAACAAUGCUCAAGAUGUGGUAAAGCUUUUCUUGCAGAGUAGUAAAUCGGGGUGGAAAAUGAAGCCCUUUUUGGCUCUCAUGUGUGCAGCGCUUUUGAUAUUUUGGUACAAGACCACAAAUAUUCACUUCGAACAGACAGAGCUAGAAGAUGCAGAUUAUGCCUUUGACAUGGCAAAGGAAUCUGAACCAGUCGAUGAGAAAUUAGAUGGCUUGCCACGUGGUAUCAUACAGCCUAGAUCGGACCUCGAGUUAAAGCCUCUCUGGUCUAGUAGUAGUUUGAGGUCAAAGGGUGCCGAUAUGACUAACCGUAACUUGUUGGCAAUACCCGUAGGGAUUAGGCAAAAGGGUAACGUCGACGCUAUUGUAAAGAAGUUUCUUCCAGCGAAUUUCACGGUUGUUCUUUUCCACUACGAUGGAAAUAUGGAUAAGUGGUGGGAUCUGGAGUGGAGUUCAAAGGCCAUACAUAUAGUUGCACAGAACCAGACUAAAUGGUGGUUUGCGAAGCGAUUUCUCCAUCCGGAUGUUGUAUCCAUUUAUGAUUAUAUAUUUCUGUGGGAUGAGGAUCUUGGAGUAGAGAAUUUCACACCAGAGAGGUAUUUGAACAUAGUUAAAUCAGAAGGACUGGAGAUAUCUCAACCGGCUUUGGACUCGAAGUCUCCUGAAAUCCACCAUAAAAUCACACUCCGUUCUCGAACGAAGAAAUUUCACAGGAGAGUUAUCAUCAACAGAGGCACUAAAAAGUGUUCUAAUGCGAGUGAAGAUCCUCCUUGCACAGGGUUUGUUGAAGGAAUGGCUCCGGUGUUUUCAAGAGCUGCUUGGUUUUGCACUUGGAAUCUUAUACAGAAUGAUUUGGUUCAUGGAUGGGGAAUGGAUAUGAAGCUCGGGUAUUGUGCACAGGGAGACAGGACGAAGAAGGUAGGAAUAGUGGAUAGCGAGUAUAUCUUUCAUCAAGGCAUUCAAACUUUAGAUUCUGACACCUUUAUGAUUUUGUACUCGGGUCGAUAUUUCAAGAGACAUAGCCAUACAACAUUUGAUUCGAGAACCUCGAUAAGGAGGCAAUCGACAUGGGAGCUUCAAACUUUUGAAGAAAGAUGGAACAGAGCGGUCGAAGAAGACAAGAACUGGAUCGAUCCAGCGAGCUCGAAGGCGAGGAGUAAGAGUAACAGAAGAUUAAGGCGUGGUACUAAUACUCACCCUCACCGGGUAAAGCAUAAGAGAGCUCAAGAGACUGCUACAGCAUAA
Messenger RNA from Thlaspi arvense, 1311 nucleotides. The record is from the annotation of a GenBank genome assembly. Lineage: Eukaryota; Viridiplantae; Streptophyta; Magnoliopsida; Brassicales; Brassicaceae.